AUGGUGGUUUGUGCAACUACAUUGAGCUUAUUGCUUGUGUUCUUGUUUGGAUUUGUAGUAAAUUUGUCUCUUGCUCAUAAUCAUGUUUAUCACGUGGGCGAACACGAUGGUUGGACUCUUUUACCCUUGGGAAAGUACAACCAUUGGGCUCAGAAACAUAGAUUCCAAGUCAAUGAUGAUCUAGUUUUCAAGUACCAAAAGGGAAACGAUUCUGUUCUUGUUGUUGGAGAAGACGACUACAACAAAUGCAACAAGAAAAACCCUAUCCACACCCUUACCAAUGGCUACUCAAAAUUCAAGCUCACUCGAUCCGGCCCCUUCUUCUUCAUCAGCGGCCACGACCAACGAUGCGAAAACGGCCAAAAAUUGACCACCGUUGUCUCCUCCGGUCACCACUCGCCGUCCUCCACCGCACAUUCUCCAUCCCCAUCCGUCAAAAUCCCAUCUCACGCGCCGCCGCUCCACCCACCGUCUCACUCUCCAUCGCCCGCCGCUCACAAUGACUCUCUACCACUCCCCCACUCGCCCUCACCCAUAACCCCAGCUCACGCGCCGCCGCCUGUUAAUCCUAGCUACAGAUUGUCGAAUGUUGGGAGAGGAAAAAACAAGACUUGGAAAUCGAAAGAGAAUUUUAUUCACCAGAAACGGAAGAUGAAAAAAUUACUGAAUAAAGCAGAAUAA
This is a messenger RNA of Salvia splendens (bonfire salvia), 681 nucleotides long. RefSeq names its product early nodulin-like protein 1. Gene Ontology annotation, molecular function: electron transfer activity. The transcript has 2 exons. Lineage: Eukaryota; Viridiplantae; Streptophyta; Magnoliopsida; Lamiales; Lamiaceae. The record is from RefSeq and is a predicted model, not a curated record. The coding region runs from base 1 to 681 and encodes 226 amino acids. Gene Ontology annotation, cellular component: plasma membrane.